Molecule: messenger RNA, 3139 nt
Organism: Ananas comosus (pineapple)
Lineage: Eukaryota; Viridiplantae; Streptophyta; Magnoliopsida; Poales; Bromeliaceae
Product: chloride channel protein CLC-a-like
Exons: 6
Coding region: 379-2754 (791 amino acids)
Biological process (GO): chloride transport; transmembrane transport
Cellular component (GO): intracellular membrane-bounded organelle; plant-type vacuole membrane
Molecular function (GO): voltage-gated chloride channel activity; nitrate:proton symporter activity
Source: RefSeq, a predicted model, not a curated record
AUUUUCUCCAAUCAAAUAAAAAAAGUCAAAAAUUUACAAUAGAACAACCAACUUCUUAAUGUUUUUCAUAUUGCCAACUUGGUACCACCCACAACCAAUCAUUUUAUACACAGCAAAAGCUCAAUAAUUCAAAGAAGAAGAAAAAAAAAAAAGAAGAGAGAAGAAGAGAAAAUAGCCCAAAUUGUUCUCAUCCUCCACAUGGGUUACAUGAAUCCACAUCCCUGGAUCCAGAUGGGGGCAUUGAAAUAGUCCUUUAGUGGCUCUAUGCAUCUAUCAAACUCCAAACCAUAAUUCCACACAAUUCUUGUUUCUAACCACCAUAUAAAGAUAUAGAUCUUCAGACAGCAAAAGCAUUGAAAACUGCUGCUAAUCAGAAGAAUGGGGGAAAGCUCAGAUACAAUCUCAGAGCCUGCAGCUGCAGCAACAACUCAUGUAGAAUUGGAUGGAGGAGAAGAUGAGCAAGACCCAGAAAGCAACUCUCUUCAUCAGCCACUGCUGAAGAGAAGCCCAACCCUCAGUGCAAGCCAUUUGGCCAUGGUUGGAGCAAAAGUGUCGCAUAUCGAGAGCUUGGAUUACGAGAUCAAUGAAAGCUAUCUCUUCAAGCAUGAUUGGAGGAGAAGAUCGAAUGUCCAAGUGCUUCAGUACGUGUUCGGCAAAUGGACACUCGCCUUCCUCGUCGGGCUCCUCACCGGAGUAAUCGCCUCCCUCAUUAACCUCGCGAUCGAGAACAUCGCGGGGAUCAAAAUGCUGCACGUCGGGAAGUAUGUGAGAGAAGAAAGGUACAUAACAGGCUUCGUGUACUUAACAGGAUUGAAUUUUGUUCUUACCACUGUUGCUGCGGCUCUUUGUGUUGUUUUCGCUCCGACCGCGGCAGGCCCCGGUAUACCAGAAAUUAAAGCAUACCUCAAUGGUGUCGAUACUCCGAACAUGUUUGGUGUAUCCACUCUGAUUGUCAAGAUCAUCGGAAGCAUAGGAGCCGUGUCAGCAGGGCUAGACCUCGGGAAAGAAGGGCCGCUAGUACACAUUGGUGCUUGCCUCGCCAACCUGCUGAGCCAAGGCGGAUCGGAAAACUACCACCUCAAAUGGCGAUGGCUUCGAUACUUCAAGAACGACCGCGACAGAAGGGACUUAAUCACGUGCGGUGCUUCAUCCGGGGUCUGCGCUGCCUUUCGAUCGCCGGUGGGGGGUGUUCUGUUCUCGCUGGAAGAGGUGGCCACAUGGUGGAGGAGCGCAUUGCUAUGGAGAACUUUCUUCAGCACGGCGGUGGUUGUGGUGGUGCUGAGGGGCUUCAUGGAGUUCUGCAAUUCCGGAAAAUGCGGCCUGUUUGGCAGGGGAGGACUCAUCCUCUUCGACGUAAGCAACGUCACCGUGACUUACCAUAUAAAUGACCUUCUUCCGGUCGCUGCAGUUGGCGUAAUAGGCGGACUACUCGGAAGCCUGUACAACCAUCUUCUCCACAAAGUUCUCAGACUCUACAACAUGAUCAAUGAGAAAGGAAGAUUGGCGAAGCUGGCGCUAAGCUUGAGUGUAUGUUUGUUCACUUCAAUCUGCCUUUACUUCCUGCCUUUUCUUGCACCAUGCACACCCUGUGACCCCUCCAUCCAAGAGGCCUGCCCCACCACAGGGAGAAGUGGAAACUUCAAGCAAUUCAACUGCCCGAGCGGCCACUACAACGACCUCGCGAGCCUCCUCCACGCGACGAAUGAUGAUGCGGUCCGCAACAUAUUCUCCACAUCCACCCCGACCGAAUUCCGCGUGGUCUCCCUCCUCAUAUUCUUCGUUCUUUAUUGCAUUCUCGGCCUCAUCACUUUCGGCAUUGCUGUCCCCUCUGGGCUUUUCCUACCAAUCAUCCUCAUGGGCUCAGCUUACGGCCGCCUCCUCGGCGUCGCGCUGGGCUCUUACACUAACAUCGACCAAGGCCUCUACGCAGUGCUAGGGGCGGCGGCUCUGAUGUCCGGUUCGAUGCGAAUGACCGUCUCUCUUUGCGUCAUCUUCCUCGAGCUCACCAACAAUCUGUUGCUUCUGCCGAUCACCAUGUUCGUGUUGCUGAUCGCCAAGACUGUUGGUGAUGCCUUCAACCUGAGCAUUUACGAGAUAAUACUUGAACUCAAGGGGCUACCAUUUUUAGAAGCCAAUCCUGAGCCGUGGAUGAGGAACAUCACAGUCGGAGAGCUGGCCGCAGCGAAGCCUUGUUUGGUGAGUCUUCAGGUCGUCGAGAAGGUAUCCAGAGUUGUCGACGUACUGAGAUCCACUAGCCAUAAUGGCUUCCCAGUUGUUGACGAAGGAGUGCCGUCCCCUACCAGAACGAAUGCAGCGGUGACGGAAGUACACGGUUUGGUUCUUCGGUCGCACAUUAUUGCAGUUCUGAAGAAGAAAUGGUUCUUGAAAGAGAAGAGGAGGACCGAAGAAUGGGAGGUCAGAGACAAGUUCACUUCGGUCGAUUUAGCAGAGAAAGGAGCCAGAAUUGAGGAGCUAGAAAUUACCGACGAAGAGAUGGAGAUGUACAUUGAUCUGCAUCCUUUUACGAACACAACACCCUAUACUGUCGUCGAGACCAUGUCGGUCGCCAAGGCCAUGGUGCUCUUUCGACAAGUCGGUCUCCGGCAUUUGUUGAUUGUUCCAAAGUACCAAGGAGCUGGGAUCACGCCAAUCGUGGGAAUCCUAACAAGGCAGGAUCUGAGAGCCCACAACAUCUUGAAUGCCUUCCCUCAUUUAGCGAAUAAGAGAGACGAAAAGAGAACUACCAGCUCCUAGACAAAAAGCCAGAAACAAAGGAGUAAGUAUCACUCGCCGCCUCAUAUUAAUUUUCUAUCUGUUAUUUGAUUAUAGCACUACAUUUUGUAUUCUUUCAGUGUUCAGUAUUAACAAUGGCUUGUGAAACCUCAUACUUGUACUAUUCCACACGCACUAUUUCGUCGAGGAGUGUAUUGAGAAGCAGUUUUGUUACACAGAAAACGGAAUUGUAUUCUUUGAGGGUUUUCUCUGAACUUAAAUGUGAGGUAUCUUUACUUUUACUGCUAUGAAUCCCAUCAAAUGACCAUGCCUAAGUGGUGGCAAAAUAUUGUGUUCCAUCAGCUUCGCAAAACAUAAAUGAGAACUAGAAAAAUGUUGACAAGUCCAUAUAGCAAUUCCUUUUUUU